GCCAGGUUCGUGUAGGAAAGUGUGCACAGAAAGAGAAUAGACGCGAAAGAGGAGUUCGUGUAGAGGAUCUAAAGAUUUGGACGAAAUUUUUUUUUUUGUUCCCCUCACUACUUUUUCCAUGAUUUGCUAUUGGCAGUUACGUACUCCUAGAAAAAUGACACCAGUUCGUAAAAGUUGCCAGUGUUAGUACAACUACCACGAUGGGAACCGCACAAGGAAAAGGCGAAAAAUCGAAGGCGGGCUCAAGACGAGGAGAUCGCGAGCAGCGGGACAGCCACAUUAUGUUGAUCAGAGGACUUUGUUCUCCAAACAACUAAGUAUAACUUAGACUUAGACAAUACAUUCUCGUACCGGUAAUAUUUUCUUCUGGUUGUCUCGCACCUCCGCGACCGUGAAUACGCCAGAAUUUCCUCGCAUUUUUUGACCACGUCAAUUCUUGUCCUACUUUCAUUUCCUGGUCGUCGGAGCACAGCCAUCGGGAGGCACGAGAGAGUCAUCGCACGGACACUAGUGUGGGGAGUGCACGGGAUAGCAUUGGCAGUGGAAAGAGCGUGGACCCAAGGGAGAGCCCCGGUCGGUCGGCUAGAGACGACAGCAAAGUAAGGCAGGAUCUGGCAAUACAUCUUCAGAAGCAUCUUGGUCCCCUAACACUUGAACUAAAGGGGUGUGGAAUACGUCUUCGAGAGAAAAGGAGACCCAGGAUGAUUUUCAAGAUGGAUUCCAGGAAGAUCUAAGCAAAGAGAACUCGAACCGCGUUAGCAGUAUCAACUACGAUGGCAGUCAGGCAGGCCCAGUAACAGUAGGAACUGAUGCGUCUGUUAAGGCUGAUUGUAAUUGAUUCUUUCAUCUUGAGAAGCUGCAUCUCUGACCUCUUUUAUUUUGAAGGGUGAAGCAAAAACAGAUCAAAGAUGAUCUAUUUUUUAGAGAAAUGUGGAUAAGCUAGCUUUUCUACUUCUAAAUCUGUCGCGUAUAACAAUAGCAACUCCUCUGACAGAGGAGGAAACAAUGGGAGUAAUAAUGGAGGUGUACAGGUUGGGACGACGGCGUCAGCCAGUAGUAGCAAGGACCGAGGAGGCAACAAGAGUGGUUCCCCUACUAUGGAAACGAACGCAGAAAGCAAAAGCGGGAGUGAAGGGAGUAAGAGCAAAGAUAGUAGCGACACUGCGCCGGCAAGUAGCUCCACCAUCGCGAAUGCAACUUAUGGUGGACGGAUCUAAUUUUAGUGUAAGUAGCAUAAAUAGGGUUCUGCAUCAAUGUUUAUGUUAGAGAAACGCGUCAUCUAGCAGUAGUGCUACGACUCGUCUAGGGAGUUUAUUAAGUCAUUAUCUCGUUUUUUUGAAGUAAGUUACUACAUACAAUAUUUAUAAAAUCAAAAAGUGAUAUUACGUUGUGGCUUGUCGUAAGAUGAUGUUCUUUUCAUGGUCCCCGAUUCCUAUCUCUCUUCAUUUUCCGGCGAAGCAAACGAAGGAGGUUCCAGUCGUCUUCACAUGGACACACGGCGGGCAGAAUGUUUUUCUCAUUGGCAGCUUCAACAACUGGUCAGAGAAGUUACCUAUGGUUAGGAGUGGUUUGGAGUUUCAUGUCGUGGUUAACCUUACGAGGCAAGAGCACCAAUACAAGUUCAUUGCCGACGACCAGUGGCGUUACAGCAGCGACUAUCCCAUCGUCUCCGACGAUCUUGGGAACAUCCACAACGUACUUAUAUUAAAAUGUUGAGUGUGUUUUGUUGUUUAGUGACUGGGGCCAUUUUUUCUGCGUGUGGUGCCGUUUUUCUUUCGUCAUCUCGGGGCACCGGAAUUCCCACGAGGGCGGAAUGCUGGAGGCAGGGGAGCAGGGGGACAUGGAUGCGCGCGUGGCAUUCCCUAGCAGCGGGCACAAAGCCGCAGACACGACGAAGGACGCCGCCGCGAGAGGACUACGGCGACGCAGGCGGCCCCCGUUCGUUUCGGGUGCGGACUCGGCUGCUCUAGACUGAAAGCGUGGGCAGCGCAGAGGCGUGGGCCCUGACGGGCACGUGGGAGCAGUCGCGCCUCCACCCACGUCGCGCGCAUCGUCGCGCGCAUUUGUUCGGAGUGCGGCUCGCAAGAUAGCCGAGCAGUGGACGGGGUUCGAAGCGUUUCGCCGCAAUUGCCUGAGGCUCUUGCCUUUCUGCGAUCCCGCGGCCGAUUCGCUGACAACCUGACGAAAGAAAAAAAUACCCGAAAGGUGCCCGCGCGCGGAGGGUUCUGGGCCCGUCUGGGCUCCAAGUCAAGGCACGCGCCGCAGCGUCGCGUACACAGUGGCGAACGAGGUCCAUGGAGAUCGUGCCUCGCCGGUCGCUCUCGGUGGUCUUUCUCCUUGCGACGCGCGAGAGCUUCGACGAAUAUAGCGCCGCAGCUAUCGCAGGCGCCGCGCCUAUCAUUGCCUUGCGGCGAUUGCCUCAGCCUUCGGAGGCUCCGGCGGCAUUUCGGCGGACUCGGACUGACGCACUACGAGGCGGAUAGGGGGGGCUACUUAGUGCCUUGACGAAGGGCGCCCCAUUCGCUCGCCGGCCCCUUUUCUGUCAGGGGAAUACGACACGGCCUGAGAGGUGUUUCGUCUUCGCGAUGAGUGUGAGCGGAUGGGGCCGCCUGACUAUGGUCUUAAUCUUCUGCCUCGCUCUGUGGUGUGCUGCAGGCAGAUGGGCCACCUGCGCGCGUCUCAGGUAGUAGGAAAAAAGUGAGCGGUAGGACUAGACGGCCGCCGCGGCUCGUGUGCUGGUGGUGCAGUUGCAACGAUGCAGGCGGACUCGCGCGAAGACUUUGGCCCAAAACAAGGCGCCACGCCUGCCCGGCCGCAGUACAAGCCUCGGGGCCUUUGCUCGCACACGCACGCCCUGGCGACUAGUAUGCGGGGCGUUAGUGGGGCCUUUGUCGUAGUUAUUAAGUCUUGCGUGCCGUCAUUGAAGUGGCGCGGAAGUUGUUACAGAGUAGGGCAGUCAUUGGAGAGAGGGCAAGCCGCUACGCACUUACUUCAUGGGCUCGAGCGUUUUGGUUGCACGCGCGGCGCUUUGUGAUUUGGGCAAGAGCUCUCUACUUUUGCUACUGCACUUAGAGUGGCUACAGGUGGCACCCUUGCCAGGACGAGCACGCUGAGGACUUGCCGCGAGGUGGUCUCUUCGCUGGACGGAGUGCAGAACUCGCGAUAAUAGUGAUCGGACAGCGUGCGACCGCGAAGCAGCCGAGAUUAGUCACCCGACCCAAUAGGAAGCGCGGCCAGAGAAGCACGAGCGGCAAAAAAGCACCAGCGCCGCAGCAGAACCCGGCGAAAGCGUAGGCAAAGGCGGCGCCGCUCGAGCCGCGGGCGGGCUCGCAGCAAAGAGCGCCGGCGUCGCAGCAGAAGCCGACAAAAGCGAAGGAAGUCGCGGGCAUUCCGCUCUCGUAUGGGGGCGCGUCUGCAUAUCAACAAGACCAACGGCGCGGCACUUUCUUACAACAAAGCACGCAGCCAGGCGCAGCUGCUCCCAGAGCAUUCGCCGCGGUCGGUCAGUCUCACAGAGGUUCUUCGAGGGAUUGCAGCAUCAGACGCAGCCCAUGACUACAGCGAGGACGAGCUCUCGGCUGUCGCGGAGGUCGCCCCCAAGCACAUGCCACAUGGUGGGCGUAUUCUGGGCAUCCGACUGCCUUGACAAGGAAGGGGCAGCAACCAAAGCAUGGCACAGCACUGCAAGAAAUGCGCGAGGGAGAAGAGGGAGCAGCUGAAGGAGAAAGCCGAAGCACCGCGCAACCCAAUGCGCCCGCGGCCGCGACGGUCCUGAUAGGAGCGCUUACCCCCAGCGAAAACGCCCCAUCCCUUGCAGUGGCUGCAGGGACCAGCUUAGGCGCCCGCGGGGCUUUCGUGAUUCGCUGCCUGGCGCUCCCGUAUGUCAUCGACCUCGGCCCCGUCUGUAUCAGAGAGCGGCGCGAAGCAUUUGGCCGCUAGAAUGCCGCGCCGUCACCUGGCGACCGGACCCGCGCCCGCGGAGAACAUGCCGGGCACUUCGCGCGCCGUCAGUGCUGUCUGGGAAGGCCAAAGCGGUGCGCGGCGCUUUUUGCACGCAGCCGGGAGGCUUGACACCUCGCGGGGGCAGGCCUUCGGGCUUUUUUCUGAGGGUGUAAGCAGUUUUGUCUGUGCUGUUAAUUUAUGCACCCAGUGACUCACUGGGCUGACACCGGCCCAGCGCUGUCGAGAAUGCAGGGCCUUAGCCUCGGAGCUUCUCCACGCACUAAGAGGGCCUGAGUCGAGGGCAGGGACUCCUUAAAGGCAGCCGCAGCACUGGAGCCAUUGGUGCCGCAUUUAGGAAAGGGAAAAACGGAAACAGCGGACGGCGACGGCCCAAAGAAAGGGCCGCCCGGCGUCGCUUGCGUCGAGCUGUUCCAAAGCGAAGCAGCGCGUCCGCCCUGUGGCACCGGGAGACUCUGGGGGCGGUCGUCCAUCCACCUCCGCCCCUUCGUCAGUUGCAGAAGAAAAAGGAGGCGGAAGGGCCGGGCCGUCUUCCAGCGGGGAAAGGCGACGCCAUGGAGACGGGCGACCACGAUCAAAGCCAACAGCACGGAGACGGCGGCGAUUGCACCUCCGCGGCAUGGCCGUGGUGUUCCGUAGGCAUGGGGCAGAGAGCGCGGGGGCCGGCGCUCCGGUGCUGCGGGGGCGGAGCGCUUGGUGGGUGCCCUUGUUCUGCGGGUUCGCUGGCGCGGGGCCGCUUCGUGUCUUGCGCCGCUUCUCCUCGGCGGCGGACCAGAGCUGGCUCCCCAUCGAUCUCGGUGGACCGGCUGGCCGGCGCCGUGGCUCUGCUUCUACAUAGGCAGGCAAAGACCACAGGGUCUCCGUGCUCCUACUGGUCUUACAUGUGAAAAGCACCCACUCCACCCAGGUGAUGGACGUUAGCCAAUAUGAGGCGUAUGACCUUUUCAAAAUUGCGGAGCAAGAGCGGCAAGACUUGCCCUUUUCGCAGCUAGCGCCUAACUUUGCCGAGUACGCCACAGAGCCUCCCACGAUCCCGGUGGUUCUGGCGAAGAGCGCUUUCGUUGCCGUGGAUCCUCCAGUCCUGAAAAUGCCGCCAAAUAUCCCCCUGCACUGCAUUGUGAGUCAUUUCUUCCAUGACUAUGGGCGAACUUUGCGGCAUAGACUGCGGAGGAGAGUGAAAACAGCAGAUCAGUCGGAUUCAGACUCCUCGAUGAGCAAAAAGGGGGACGUCUUGUGUAUCGGUUAUGAAUGGGUCCCUGUAAUUGUUGGAGUAAUUACAUGUCAGCAUUGCCUAUCGUUCAUAUUGAUCUUGUUGGUUGGAAUAGUUACUUCACAGGGACGAGGAGUUUGGAUUUAAUAAAUUCAGCAUGUCGAGGGGGGGCUACCUAUGAUGCAGAGUAGAAACUGAAGAUGAUGAUCUAAGGCAUAUAGCUUACCUUAUGAAUAUAGCUUAACUUAAAUUUGAAAGCUUGUGAUCUACCUUUCAUUUUCUCAUGACGCAUCGAUUCGAGCGAACGUAUACUACCUCUAUCCUUGUAACGCAUGGCGAUAGAUGGCCGCGACCAGCAUCAAAUCUGGGUGGAGGCAGCUCCACAAUAGGAAUGGGAAGCAGUCUUCUGAAUGACUGGCGCUAUUAUCGAAGCUGCAAUCCCUUGGAGCUCUGCUUUAAAUUCGACGUGCAGAGUUAUGAUUUUUUUGAUUUAUUUUAGAAUUGAUUGAUUUAUUAGGUCAGCACGUUCAUCUUCCUCCAGCUGGGCAAUCAUGUCGGAAUCGCUAAUCUUUUCAUCGAGGAGGUAUAUUAAGAAAGCGCCUUGUUCUUCAAAAGCCUCUGAUAGUAAGGGGACCUUUUAUCCAUGAUGAAAGUUCAACAGUGUGAAGUAAAAACUACGCUGGAUCUUCUCUCUGUAACUACAAUCAUUCAACAGCACGCGGAACCCUCGAUAUUAUCAUUAGAAUAUCAAUAUGCACAAUCUCACGCUUCGUCUCCUCUAAUCCCACCAAGGAGCGAGUAUUAGCAGCGCGCAGCCAGGAUCCUCAAGUAGCUCAGGGCCACCUGGUGGCGGAGGUCAGUCUGGAAGAGAUCAACCUCCGACUUCCAAGGAUUCGCCAGGGAGCAGCGCUUCUUCAAGGGCAUUGCAACUGGAGGCGAUGGAAUGGGCAUAGGCGAUGGAAUGGGCAUAGAAAGUUCUUGCAUUCAACUUCAAUGGAUCAUUUAGAUCGCGCGUUACCUACAUGUUGACUACACUUACCACGUCUUGACACGAGGCCACUGUGCACGAAUACUUGACUUUCUUCACUUGUGAUUUUUCUUCGAACAUGUGCGAUUGUGACUUCGUUUUCAACUACGUAACUUCAAAAUCUACUACUGCCUUGGAGACAGACAUCUACAAUGUGUAAGAUUCUACCAAACGCGGACGCGCCUUCUUGUGAUUCAGGGUAGGGCUCAAUGACCUUAGGUUUCUUUGGGAAACUUAACCUGAAUUUCUUUGCCGAGACUUUCGAUCAGAUAGACGCGAGUCUCUCAGGAAAAGGAAGUACUAAGAAGCCAUAACGACCACACGGAAGCAU
Amoebophrya sp. A25 is the source of this 6528-nucleotide messenger RNA. Lineage: Eukaryota; Dinophyceae; Syndiniales; Amoebophryaceae. The record is from the annotation of a GenBank genome assembly.